Molecule: messenger RNA, 854 nt
Organism: Ixodes scapularis (black-legged tick)
Lineage: Eukaryota; Metazoa; Arthropoda; Arachnida; Ixodida; Ixodidae
Exons: 2
Coding region: 80-787 (235 amino acids)
Molecular function (GO): zinc ion binding
Source: RefSeq, a predicted model, not a curated record
GGCCUAUUACGGCACUUGUAGAUGUCUGUUUCUAUUCUGCCUAUUUGCUUUUUUAUGUGCUGAUAUUGGUGGAACUCUAAUGUCACUAACUACCAUUUCCCUAAUUUUGUGUGGAAUCUUAUUUUCAGAGAACCGCCUUUACCCCCAUCCAACCUGCAUAACUACAUGGGAGGACAACCUAAAGAAAUGGCCAGAAAUUCGUGCCCCACAAAUAGUUUACUAUCUUCUCAAGACCAAGGCCUGCGACUUGGAGGAGGUCAAGGCGUACAAGAGCCUCGACUCGUACAACUACGUGCAAAGCGGCUGGGUCGGAGCAUUGCUGGUGCAUGAGAUUGACCCGUGCACACUUCUACUGAAAGGAACUGUUCAAGGUUCACAGUCUGUGAACAGGCCCAAUGACGCAUGGAUUUGCGCGAAGAAAGACGGUGAGGUGAUCACUGGUGGGUGCACAUGCAUGGCCGGCAAGGCAAGAGUUUGCAGCCACGUCGGGGCUGUCUUGUGGAAAGUGGACUGUGCGGCAAGUGCUGGUUUUACUGGGCAGGCAUGCACCGAUGCCGCAAUGAACUGGAAUCGGGGGACCAAGAAGAAUGUUAUGCCAGCACCCCUGCACAACAUCAGCUUCCGGCUCCAGAAAGGAACUGCCAGGGCAGUAGAAAGAAGAGGGACUGAAGUUACGGAACCGAAGCAGGUCCAUUCCCUUCGGGACGACCAGGAGCUCCAGCAGUUUCAUGCAGCAGCUCCGUUCAAGAGCCUAUUCUGCAUACCAGGCAAGAACGCUUUUGCAUGAGACCAUCACAGCCUCUAGGCAGCCCCAGGCUCAACCAGUUGCCAAGGUGCCCGACCAGGCCCCAAGC